This is a messenger RNA of Anguilla rostrata (American eel), 2858 nucleotides long. RefSeq names its product 5-hydroxytryptamine receptor 5A-like. The transcript is spliced from 2 exons. The record is from RefSeq and is a predicted model, not a curated record. Lineage: Eukaryota; Metazoa; Chordata; Actinopteri; Anguilliformes; Anguillidae. Gene Ontology annotation, molecular function: serotonin binding; G protein-coupled serotonin receptor activity; neurotransmitter receptor activity. Gene Ontology annotation, cellular component: plasma membrane; dendrite. Gene Ontology annotation, biological process: adenylate cyclase-inhibiting serotonin receptor signaling pathway; G protein-coupled receptor signaling pathway, coupled to cyclic nucleotide second messenger; chemical synaptic transmission. Bases 765 to 1802 code for a protein of 345 amino acids.
AUGGACGUGAAGAUUACACUACAUUUCACUUGAACGACGUUUGAAAAUGAUCCCCCUCAGAAAUUAGCUCAUUUUUCUGUCAUUAGCAGCGUCCCUCUUUUUUUCAUCCAAUCGUGCUGCAGUUUGCAUGGCAGUUGAAACAGGCGUGCUAGUAUUCAUUAUUCGGGCAGUGAUUUUUUCCUGGGUUUUUUCCCCAUAGUUUCUAGUAACGGGAAUUUAGUUAAGUGGUUCCUGGAAUUUGUCAGAAAAUAGUGGUUAACGAAUAAUCUGGAUUUGAUGCGAAUUAGAAGGACCAGUGAUACUGAAAUAAUUGAGCUCUCGGAGCAACUGAUGUUUGACGUAGUCAUGAUCCGCGAUCGGGAUAAUUGCGUUGAUGUCCUUUUAUCUCCUAUGCCGCCUAUGUUUCCGAUGUAUUUUCAUUUAGCCUCAUAUGUCUGAUUGCGCUUCUCGGUGUGUAGCCAACAGCCUCCAAAUUAUCUUGAUAAAAAGCUCUGAAAUGGAAAUAAGAUCACAAGACUGUCUCUCAGUGGUGCGGUCGGAUGAUGACAAGCGCGCGCAGGAGGUGGCAUUGCUUAAAUAAAUGCUCAGUUACCCCAGAGUCCUAGGUGAGAGAGAAUCACUUCGAUGACAGGAAAAGUGAUGGCCAGUUUUUCCUUCGGCUCACGACAUCGUUUCUCUCAAACUCAGUAAUAAUGCUCACAGCGUGCUGAAUUCCUGGCACAUUGUGAACUUUACGCGCACGAGACAGAGUAAGGAAUUCCACCAUGGAGAAGUUUAACUUGACAGUGCGGGUAAACACCAGCUCGGACGAAAACAUACCCCGAAGGCUCACCUUCUCAAUGUUCAGUGUUCUUAUCCUGACGUUGAUAGUUAUACUGAUAAUCGCGACUUUUUUGUGGAACCUGUUGGUACUCGUGACGAUAUUGAGGGUAAAGACGUUCCACAGAGUGCCCCACAAUUUGGUUGCAUCAAUGGCAGUAUCCGAUGUGAUGGUGGCGGCUCUUGUGAUGCCCCUGAGCCUUGUCAACGAGCUGUCGGAGAGAAGAUGGCGUUUCGGAAGAGUCCUUUGCGACGUCUGGAUCUCGUUCGACGUCCUGUGCUGCACCGCUAGCAUCUGGAAUGUCACUGCCAUCGCCCUGGACCGAUACUGGUCUAUUACGCGCCACUUGGAGUACACUCUAAAAGCAAGGAAGAAAAUAUCAACCAUCAUGAUAGCCAUGACAUGGGCUCUGUCCGCAGUGAUAUCUAUAUCGCCACAGUUCGGAUGGGGAGAAACUUACGCUGCGGACGAGGAGAACUGCCAAGUCAGUCAGGAGCCGUCAUACACCGUUUUCUCCACUUUUGGGGCGUUUUACGUGCCCCUGUCUGUCGUUCUGUUUGUAUACUGGAAAAUUUACAAAGCCGCGAAACUUAGAAUUGGCAGUCUAAAGAGGAACGAGGUUAUCCCCAUGCCAGGAGUUGUACAGGUGAAGGAGGCUGCCCACGUUCCCCAGGUGGCCUUUGCGGCCCGGCAUGCGGGCGUGGCCUUUCAGACGGACGGUGAGACGUGGCGCGAGCAGAAGGAGCGGCGGGCCGCGCUGACGGUGGGCCUCCUCAUCGGCGUCUUCGUCCUCUGCUGGAUCCCCUUCUUCGUGACCGAGCUGCUGGGCCCCCUCUGCUCAUGCAACGUGGUGCCCCCCCUCUGCAAGAGCGUCUUCCUCUGGCUGGGCUACUCCAACUCUUUCUUCAACCCUCUCAUCUACACCGCCUUCAACAAGAGCUACAACAGCGCCUUCCGGAGCCUCUUCACCAAGCAGAGGUGAGGGGGCGAGCGGGCAUGGCCUCAAAAGAACUUGCCAAAGGACAACAUUAAUGCUUGCACACACACACUCCUUCCAAAUUAUUAUUAUUAAUAACGCGGAGGAACCCUUGGAAUUUAAAUCUUACCAUCAGAAUUGCAGUCAGAGGCUGGAUAAAUUGGUACACAAGGAAACCAGAUUGUAGUUUGAUCAGUAGUACUACAAUCAUAUGCCACUACUUUGCAAGAAAAAUAUUUGUAAAUGAUCAUUCUUAUUGUAGCUGUGAACGGACUAGAUCAUUUCCUAUUUAAUUUAUUUGUAGAUACAAUCGUAAUUAUUACUCUGAUAUACUUAGCUGUUUAAUUAAUUUAGUAUUAGCUACAGUUCUAUCAGUGUGAAUUUGUAACUUAUUCAUUUCUGAAUUUUGUUUGAUGAGCCAAAUAGAACCAGGCUUUUUGUACAUAAAAGCAAGAGAUCAAGUUACUUGACAGUUAACUUGUCUAAAUUCAAAUCAAGGCAAAAGGGAAACAUUGCAAUUCACACACCGUCACAUCAAAAAAAUAAAAGAAUCUUACAUGCUUGAUGAUAGAGUUGUGAUUGACUAAAACAGUUUCCCAACCCUGUUACUGGAGACCCGCUGAUUUUCAUUAAUACUCAGGACUUAAUUGAUCAACUAAAGCAGUUCAUUACACAGUGCAUCUCACCUGGUUUCUUGGGUCUGAAUUAUUUGCUGAUUUGAAGUUAAAAACAUAAACUAGACACUACGGCUUUCCAGUACCAGGGCUGUUGACCCGGGGACUACAACCAAGAUUCUUAAAUCAUGUGAUACUACUUUAUAAGCAAUUUGGAAAAACCUGUCUUUAAUGUUUUAUGCACAAAUAAAACUGACUGGUUCUGGUGCUCCAAAAUACAGUUGCCAGGAAAAUGCAAAGGGGAAUGCAGUUACUGGUUACGAUGUCAUCAUUAUGUGAACUGAAAAAAACAUAGUAGAAGCAUAUUUUCUGGACUUUGUGUGUAGGCGCUGUACAGUUUGUAACAAACCACAUUUAAAAGAAAUAAAGCCUGACAAAAUAAAAGCGA